UUUUUUAAGCCUAUAAAACUCCAAAACUAUCAGUAUGUAACAACUAUGGAUUAGUUGCAGAUAUUAGCUCAGUAACUGACCAAAAUUUCAAUUUACACGUUUACGCCAUAGACAUAUAAGAAUAGACCGAGUGUGUAAAUGGGACACUGAUCACAACGUGCGGAAAAGAGAGAGAGUAAUGGGCAGAGAGUGUGGGCAGCGUGGUUUUCUCUUUCUAUGAGUGAAGAGUGAGGAAGUAGGGGAAACGCGAUAGUCAUGUAAUUUCUCCUCGUUUUCUGGUGCAACAUAGCAACCAAGGUAGAAAAAAAGUGUUGAAAUAAGGAUGAUUAAAUAAUUUAAAAGUAGAGAUGGUGAAUUCGUGCUGUAUUUGUGGGAAAGAAAGUGAUUGGCUUUCAAAUCGUUCUUUUCAUAGAUUUCCCAAAGAUGAAAAUAUGAAAAAAAAAUGGUGUGAUAUUAUUGGAAAAUCUAUUAAUUAUGCUGCCAGAGUUUGCAGUGAUCACUUUAAAAAAUGUGAUUACAAAAAUUAUGAAAGUAGACGUUUACUUCACACUGCAAUUCCUAGUUGCAAAAAUAGGAAAUUGAAUUGUGAUUCAAAUGUGAUCAAUAAAGAAAACCCAUUACAAUUAUUAAGUAAUGCAGUAGAUAGUGAAUCCGAGCCCCAUGUAGAUGUCAUAAAUGAAAAUUUAUUUUGUGAUAAUAAUUGUAAUGAAGACAAAGAAAAUGUAGAGUGCAUAACAAAUAAACAAGAACAGUACGCUGAUACUAACAGUGGCACUGAAACUUUUUUACCAAUAUCAACUGAAAAUGUUGAUAUGCACGUAGUAUCGCAUAACGAAAGUUUAAAGAGAAAGAGAAGUCCUGAAAAUGAUGCUAUUUGCAACAAAAAAAUUUAUUUACUAUUACCUGGAAAAGGUUUAGAGGUAUUUAAAAGAUCGGAUUUUACAUCUGAUGAGACUUGGCAUACGUUUGUCAAAUGUGCAACUUACAAUGACCUACACAAAAAGCUCCUCCUCCAAAAGUGUGUUCGAUUAUCCGAAAGAGUUUCAAAUUUAAGAAGCUUAUUGCAUAGACUGGGUAAGAAGCAAUUACUAUCUCCUGCAGUGAUUGAUGCGAUAAAAGUAAGUUUUUUUAAAAGU
Ceratina calcarata is the source of this 1136-nucleotide messenger RNA. RefSeq lists its product as uncharacterized. The record is from RefSeq and is a predicted model, not a curated record. Gene Ontology annotation, molecular function: sequence-specific DNA binding. The transcript has 4 exons. NCBI's taxonomy places the organism in Eukaryota, Metazoa, Arthropoda, Insecta, Hymenoptera, Apidae. The annotation marks the transcript as partial.